AUGCUGGCUCUCGAUCGUGACCUGGACGCCAUGUGGCAGGAGCUCUAUGAGGUGGACAACUGCCACGUGGAGGCUGACAGCUCAGCAGGGAAGCUGGCUGCGCAGGCAUUGGCUGCUGCUGCUGUUGCUCGCGCGUCGGCUGCCGCUGCCAAGUCAGCGUGGGACUUAGUUAAGUAUUAUAGGAGUAAGGUGGGGUUGAUAAUGAUGGAGGAGGAGGGGAGGGAGUGGAGGGAGGGGGGCGGGGGAGGAAGGGGGAGAGGAGGGAGGAAGGGGGAGAAAGGAGGGGUGAAGUAUGUACUUGCGCUGCAGGUUAAGCCGAGGAGGGUUAGGAGGACGGCUAGGGAGCUUGGGAAGAUGGGAGAUGGGGUGUGGGAGGAGGAGGAGGAUGAGGAGGAAGUAGAGGGGUUGGAGGGGGUGCAGGGGGCUUCUCCUAUGGACGAAUCAGGAGCUGCCACGUGGACGGAGGAGGAAGGGUUUGGGGGAGGGGGAGGAGGUUCGGGGGGGAGGGGAGGAAUAGGGGGAGGGAUAGGGGGAGGAGUAGGGGGAGGGAUGGGGGGAGUGGGGAAGCGGAAGGGGGAGGGGGAGGGGGAGGGGGGAGAGGCAGGGGGAGGGGCAGGGGCAGGGGGGAGGGGGAGGGGGCGUGGGCGCAAGUCAGUCUGGGACGAAGGGGAGGAUGAGGGGGAGGAAGGGGGGGAGUGGCGGGUGGGGAAGAGGUCGCGGGGGGAGAUGGAGGGCGGGGGGGAGUAUGGGGAAGAGGAAGGGGAGGAGGAGGCGGAGGAGGAGGAGGGGGGACAGACUCUGCGACACAAGUUCACUGUGGGGUCCUUUGUAGAGGUAUGUACGGGGCAUGGCAUGGCACAUAUGGUAUGGCAUGUAUGGGGCAUGGCACGAAUGGUAUGGCAUGUAUGGGGCAUGGCACGUGUGGUAUGGCAUGUAUGGGGCAUGGCCACGUAUGGUAUGGCAUGUAUGGGGCAUGGCACGUAUGGUAUGGCAUGUAUGGGGCAUGGCACGUAUGGUAUGGCAUGUAUGGGGCAUGGCACGUAUGGUGGCAUCCAACGAGGAGGGCGUGAGGGGCAGCUGGUUCACCACGGGCACGGUGCUGCAGAUUGUGGGCAACUCACCGUGGCGUCCAACGAGGAGGGGCUGAGGGGAAGCUGGUUCACAGGCACGGUGCUGCAGAUUGUGGGGAACCGGGCGUUGGUGCGAUACGACGAGCUGCUGGAUGACGAUGCUUGGUUCACGGGCACGGUGCUGCAGAUUGUGGGCAGCCGGGCGUUGGUGCGAUACGGCGAGCUGCUGGACGAUGAUGGUGAGUGCGUGACACAUGACGUGCUGAUCACGCUCUUGCACUUCCCCCCAGAGGGGAAGGGCCAGCAGCCUGAGAGGCGGCAGAAUCCCGUUUCUUCCUCUUCUCCCACCCACCCUCCCCACCUCUCUCCAUGCACGCACCAACUAGAGGAGUGGGUGGGGCUCGUCCCGCCCUCCCCUUCUGCAAGCAACGCCUCUCGCUUCGUCUCGUGCGUACCUUCAGCCCAACAGGGGAAGGGCCAGCAGCCUGAGAGGCGGCUGAAUCCCGUUUCUUCCUCUUCUCCCACCCACCCUCCCCACCUCUCUCCAGGCACGCAUCAGCUAGCUGGAGGAGUGGGUGGGGCUCGUCCCGCCCUCCUCUGCAGGCGACGCAGAGGAAGGGCGCGCAGCCUGAGAGGCGGCUGCACCCACCAGUUGGAGGAGUGGGUGGGGCUGGUCCUGCCCUCGCCUGCUGCAAGUGACGCUUCCCGCUUCGUCUCUGCGUACCUUCGGCCCCCCAGAGGAAGGGCGCGCAGCCGGAGAGGCACCCACCAGUUGGAGGAGUGGGUGGGGCUGGUCCCGCCCUCCCCCUCUGCAAGCGACUCCUCUCGCUUCGUCUCUGGCGUGCCGACAGCUCCCCAGAGGAAGGGCGCGCAGCCGGAGAGGCGGCUGAGGCCCGGGAGGGAGAGGGGGAGGCGGCGGAGGGUGGCGAUGGGGCGCGUGUGGGCCGUGGGGGACAGAGUCGACGCAUGGGUGGACGACGGGUGGUGGGAGGGGGUCGUCACGGCAGUGGACGCACAGGGACCCAAAAUCACAGGCUUCACUGUGGAGUUUCCAGGGUACGGGGAGAUGGGGCAGAAGCAGGUGCGGCCGUGGGGGUUACGCCCGUCAAUGGUGUAUGACACACAGGGCCACCUCUGGCACCUCGUCAAGAUCAGGGGCGCGUCGCUUGCUGCUUACUGCCACUCCUCUCUUCCCUCUCUCCCCUUCCUGCUCCCAACCCUUCCCGUUGCCGCUGCUUCUCCCCCUGCUCUCCCCCUGCUCCUCCCCCUGCUCCUCUUCCCCGCCCCCCCCUUCUCCCCUUGGCUAGGGUACAGGGAGAUGGGGCAGAAGCAGGUGCGGCCGUGGGAAUUACGCCCGUCAAUGGUGUAUGACACACAGGGCCACCUCUGGCACCACGUCAAGAUCAGGGGCGCGUCGCUUGCUGCUUACUGCCACUCCUCUCUUCCCUCUCUCCCCUUCCUGCUCCCAACCCUUCCCCUUGCCGCUGCUUCUCCCCCUGCUCUCCCCCUGCUCCUCUUCCCCGCCCCCCCUUCUCCCCUUGGCUAG
Closterium sp. NIES-65 is the source of this 2616-nucleotide messenger RNA. The record is from the annotation of a GenBank genome assembly. NCBI's taxonomy places the organism in Eukaryota, Viridiplantae, Streptophyta, Zygnematophyceae, Desmidiales, Closteriaceae.